UGUUUUUCAGGAAGUUGGGUGUUUGACAGCUGAGACAGAAAAUAGAUCACAGGGACCGCUCUCAAAGAAACGAAUAAAUAAAGGAUAACUACUCAAUCAUCUGUACAAGCCUGUAACCCAAUACACUAUGUCAAGGCAAUCCAACCGAACCACAGACGGCAAGAAGAUGAACUCAGAGCUGUUCACUCUGACGUACGGAGCCCUGGUAACCCAGCUAUGUAAGGACUAUGAGAACGACGAGGAGGUCAACAAACAGCUGGAUAAGAUGGGAUAUAAUAUCGGAGUGCGUCUCAUCGAAGACUUCUUGGCGCGCUCCAGCAUUGGGAGGUGUCAGGAUUUCAGAGAAACGGCCGAUGUCAUCGCUAAGUACUCCAACCUGCUGUGUGGGGUACUCCGAGGAGCUCUGGAGAUGGUACAGAUGGCAGUGGAUGUGAAGUUUGCUCAGGACACCCUGAGAGGAGACAAUGUCACAGAGAUCCGCAUGAAGUUCAUCAAGAGGAUGGAGGAGAACCUUCCGGCCGGAGAUGAGUGAGAGAAACAGAGAGAGGGACAAACCACCACCCUCCACCACUCUUCUCUUCCCACUCUCCAUCCAUCCUCAAUCUGAUGUCACUCAAGGAGGUACGGAGAGAGAGAGAGAUGUAUAAUGAUAAACCCUUGACUGAAAGAAAGGAGAGACCGAGAAUCAAGAAAUCAAGUCCUUGGGCGCGUCGGAAAUCCAUCUUUCUCUCCUUGUCUCCUUUCCUUCCUCUGCACUGGUCUAAAUACAAAGGUCCGACAGGUGGAAGUUAUAUGCGUUUUGCCAUAUAUGAUGCAUUUUACAUCAGGAUGAUGUGGCCGGUGACACUGCUUCUUGAAAUAUCCAAUAUCUUGAAAACUUGACUGCUGACCUGCAAGACAUUGUGGGGACUAAUGAAACCAAUACCAAAAUAUAGUUUGGAGUGGAAUUGACCUUUAAAUGCUUCAUAACUACCAGCGAUAGUAGUGCAGAUAAAGUAAAGGAGAMGUGGUUUUUGAGAUAUACCCAUAGAGAUGGGUAGAGGACUCAUCUUUGCCAUUAUAGUGUCUGUGACAGCAUGGACAGCGCCAUUGAGGCUACAACCCAUAGGAAUCCC
Messenger RNA from Salvelinus sp. IW2-2015, 1115 nucleotides. The record is from RefSeq and is a predicted model, not a curated record. Lineage: Eukaryota; Metazoa; Chordata; Actinopteri; Salmoniformes; Salmonidae.